Scleropages formosus (Asian bonytongue) is the source of this 2143-nucleotide messenger RNA. Its product is annotated as HIG1 domain family member 1A, mitochondrial-like. Lineage: Eukaryota; Metazoa; Chordata; Actinopteri; Osteoglossiformes; Osteoglossidae. The coding region runs from base 248 to 538 and encodes 96 amino acids. Gene Ontology annotation, biological process: mitochondrial respirasome assembly. The record is from RefSeq and is a predicted model, not a curated record. The transcript is spliced from 5 exons. Gene Ontology annotation, cellular component: mitochondrion.
AGAGAGACCAGCUGACUGAGAAGCCGAAUAGGACACCGGACGCUGGCAGUUCCACACAACGUCUGCUGAAUUAUAACUUUGGAGAAGGUUGUAAUUUGUCUGCAAAGGACCAAUCAGUAAUUCUUAGCCGUGCCGGAGACUGAUGUUACUGCCCUUGCUCUUGUUCAACUUCGUCUAGAUGUGCUGAAGUGCAUCUGUUAGAUCAGCGUUGGCAGGAAAGUCAGUUUAACCUCAUACAGAAUUCAACAUGUCUUCAAACAAGAACUGGUCCUCCUACGAUGAUGAUCAAUCGUCUAAGCUCAUGAAAAAAGCAAAAGAGUCACCUUUUGUACCAGUAGGCUUGGCUGGGUGUGUGGCGGUUGUUGCCUAUGGACUCUAUAAACUUAAAUCGAGGGGAGAUACAAAAAUGUCUGUGCACCUCAUCCACAUGCGUGUUGGAGCACAGGGCUUUGUGGUGGGUGCCAUGACAAUGGGUGUGGUGUAUUCCAUGUACAAAGAAUACCUGGCCCCAAGGUACUCUGGAAGCAACAGCAAGUAGUGGGCCUGUGUUCCAGAAAUGUCUUCAUGUCUCUUGUAUCUCACUAAAAACCACUGUUGUAGUACUACUUUUAGGAGGCUACACCUGCACUGUGUUCCUACAUGUUGUAAUUUUUGUGAAUCACAAAAAAAAAAAAAAUCACAUUUUUACCUUGAGGUACUCUCAACUUCUGAAUAAUGAAGAAUGCAGUUUAUGCACAUGUUUCAGUGUGGCUUUAUAAUUGAAACUACGUUGAGAUGUAUGUAGAUGUGAAGCUUAUUUAUUAACAUGAAUAGGCACUUCUAUGUUUAUGUUGUUUUUUCAUACAAUGGGCAGCAGAUGAAACGAAAACAGAACUUAAUGUAUCUGAAAAGGCAAAAAAGAAUGAGAUGAAGAAUACUUAUGUUUUUAAUAAAUAUUUAAAAAAUAUUGUUUAAUUGGCAUUAACUUGUCUUGCUAGUAGAAGUGUCUAAGACUGUAGAUGCAAACACAAUAAACACAUUGAUGCUGUGGUUUCUCUAACAAUUUGAAUUUUCUUUAUAAGCCUGUUUUGAUGUAUGUUCAUGUAGAACGACUGCAUAUUACAUCUUUUAAUUUUGUUAAAGGAAAGAAUUGUAGGAUGCACUGCAACUACAUGAAGUUUAUGAGAUGAAAGUUAAACUUAUUUCCCAUCAGAGUACAGUAACAAGCCACCAAGAACAAUUAUUUUUACAUGUUAGAAUGUCACCUGCAAGUUCUUGACUUGAUCUGUGAAUUUAAGCAUUGUAAAAUGUAUGUCAUGAAUUUCUGUAUGCAUAUAAUAACAAUCAUAUGCAUGAGAAAUCAAAACUAUAUCACACACAGUAUAAGUUACCAUAUAAUGGUGAAAAAUGUCUUGGAAUAUAAUGUUUUUUAUUUGAUGAACAAAUAAUUUGGAAGAAACUAAAUCAAAAGACCCUGGAGUUUAAAAACAACACUUGUGUCAGAGGAUUUAAUUCUGUUUACUCUCAAGGCUACAGUGUAUUCAUCUACACAUAUCUUUUUCAAUCCUUGUAAUCCCUGUUGCAGUUACAUGUUCUGUCCUUGUUCACAUGGAUUUCCUCCAGGCAUUCUUGUUAUUUCCUACAGUCCAGAGACAAGAAUUUCAGGUGGACCAGUGAUUCUAAAUUGCUGUUAGUAUGUGAAUGUUCUGUGAGUUUGGCUGCCCUGCAAUGGGUUGGUGUCCCAUCCAGAGUAUACCCUGUAUAACCCAUUGUUCUGCGCUUCUGGGACAGGCUCAGGACGACUGUGCUCCUGCUUUAGGAUAGGCGGUUAUUGGUAGUGAGUGAGAACAUUCUGUUGUGUUAUAAAUGGGGUUUUGUCCUGUUUCGUUACAGUCCAUUUAUAACGACGUGGGAAACAAUUCACAUGUACUUUACUAUAAUCAAAAAAGUGGGAUGCUACUUGUUCUUUGGAUUUUCAGGCUUUUCUUAGCUCUGAAACAGUCAUAGCCAGUAACCUAAAUAAAUGUGCCUGAAACCUUCUGGAUAAUAUAACUGAUGACCUUCAAAAGUACAACAUGGAGAAUAAUGUAAAGUUUCAUAUGAUUAGCUGUAUUUAAUUUUGGAACUCCUAAAGUUAACUGCCACCCUUAAAUGUAGUACAUAA